Messenger RNA from Cydia strobilella, 4889 nucleotides. RefSeq names its product GATA zinc finger domain-containing protein 14 (gene Patr-1). Gene Ontology annotation, cellular component: P-body. The record is from RefSeq and is a predicted model, not a curated record. The transcript has 17 exons. Bases 97 to 2856 code for a protein of 919 amino acids. Gene Ontology annotation, molecular function: RNA binding. Gene Ontology annotation, biological process: deadenylation-dependent decapping of nuclear-transcribed mRNA; P-body assembly. Lineage: Eukaryota; Metazoa; Arthropoda; Insecta; Lepidoptera; Tortricidae.
UGGCAACCCAGCUACAAUGGCCGCCGCCAUCGCCGUUGCAACGUUAUUUGUGUGACAAGUCAUGUCAUUUUUGUCCAUGAUAUAUGAGAAAAUCCAAUGGCAGAUAAUUUCUUCGGGUUCAAUACUUCGUCAUCGAACUUAAAUGACGAUGAAGGAGCCGGCGAGCCGUCAGAAGAUGAAUAUGACGCUCUCAAUGAUGAGACCUUUGGGCAGGCGGACGGCUUCGAUUUCGAGGAGCACGAGCAGAUGGCUUCUCAGAUCGAGAGCAGCCGCCGCCACCACAGCACCUUGGACGAUGCCAAUAUGCAACUGGAAGCGUCACUAUCCCAGCUAGUGCUUGAUGAGAGCGAGCACACCUCAGCGCUCGGCUCGACCGUGUGGCGUCACGAUGCGCCUUUUCAAUACCAACCGCCGCAAACGCAGACGCCGGCAUCGGUCCUCAAGAAUCUGUGCACGGUGGAGGAGAUCGAGCGGCAGCUGCGGCAGAAACAGGCGCCAUUUCCACCCUCUCAGAAUUACUUCCAGCCGCGAUUCCCUCCAGUCAUCCUGCAGCGACCCCCGGGCCUCCAGGCCCCCGUGCCGCUCCCCUUCGCCCCACAGAACAUGCCCAUGAACAACAUGAUGCCCAUGGGCCACCCCAACAACAUGAACAACAUGCCCAACCAGAUGGGCCAAAACGUCAACCAGAUGGGUCAAAACAUCAACCAGAUGGGCCAAAACGUCAACCAGAUGGGCCAAAACGUCAACCAGAUGGGCCAAAGCGUCAACCAGUUCAUGCAAAACGCCAACCACUACCAAAACAACAUGCAGAACAACAUGCAUCCGAACAUGCAUAUGAACCAGAUGCCUAAUCAAGUCAAUAUGGGCCCGAACAUGAACAUGGGUCAGAAUCAGAUGAUGCCGAAUGGCAACCAGUUUCCGAAUAUGAAUCAGCCCGGCAUGAAUCAGUUUCCGCACAUGAUGCCCAGGAUGAUGCCUCCUCCUGGGAUGGGAAUGCCGAGGCAGAAUUUUAAUCCGAAUGUUGGGCAGUUUAAUCAUAAUUUUCGUGGCCCAUCCAUCCCGUCAAACCCCGAACCAAUGAUGCAGAUGCACCCACAAAAGAGCCAGCCGAACCUAUCCCCGCCUAAAAACGGCAAAACUCCACCGAAACUGCAGAAGAGUCGCGUCUACAACAACUCGAAAACCGCUCCGACUCAAAAUAUGACAUCGCAGAACCUGGUUCAGUUGAUACAGAAUACGCACCCAAUGUUGCAGUACAAUAAUAGUUAUCACAACGCCAGCCAUCACCCGAUGCUGAACAGGGGCUUUGGGCAGUUUCCUAAUAAUAUGGCGUUUGGUCAGAGGCCGAAUGGGACGUUCAAUAAUAAUCAUAGGCAUAUGAACGGCGACGACGUGACCGUAUUAAGCGACACCGACGAGUAUAGCGGUCUUAUGACGCAACGCGAAAAACAGUGGCUCAUCAACAUUCAGAUGCUUCAGCUAAACACUGGGACGCCUUACAUCCACGACUUCUAUUAUACGGUGUUCUUAGAGAGACAGUCGCAGAAAGAGAAAGAAGGAGUGAAAGAAGCGCACAAGGCGAAUCAGCAGAACCAUCCAUUCUACAGCGGUGGUGUAAAACAAGAGACCCACGUACGCGAGCGCCACAACUCCAACCGACACAACUCUACAAGUGAGGACGCGCCCCAACGCGCCUAUGUGCCUACACAGUUUGAGAACUCGCUAGGAAAGCUACAGUGUGGCAGCGUGACGGCGCCGCGUAAGAUCAUCGAUGUGGAGUUGGUCGGCGGCGCGGAGCCCUCCGCGGUGCCCUCGAGGGCCAACAGCGUGGCCAGCACCACCAACCCCGCCGAGGUCCCUCGAGAAAUGCGCAGAACGAAGCAACUACUAUUGGACAUUGAGGCACUAUAUCUCAUACUGCUUAGGCUUGAGGAGCUGAACGAUCCUCUGGCGAUAUCUAACGCGCUCAUACUCAAGGAAAGAGAAGAGAAACAGAAGCAGCUAGAAGCAGCGCAGAAGGAAGCGCUAGAGAGCGAGCUAGAAGAAGACUCGAACGUGUUUCUGAGAAACAUUGAAUCGGUGCAGAGGAGGCCUAAGCAGGAUAGCCCUAAGAGCGAGAGCGUGGAUAAGAGACAGGUGGUGAACCUAGCAGUGAACCAGAAGCCGCCGCCAGUCAAGAACCUUCUGGACGAAAACAAAGACGAGCUGGUCGACAAAAUGUUCGCCGGCUUACUACACGCCGAUAGGCUCGCGCAAAUGCUCACUGUCAGAAAAGGACGGGCGCUGGUGGCGCGGUUCCUGGCGCGGCUGGGUGCGCACGCGCACGCGCACGCGCACGCGCACGCGCACGCGCACGCCCGCGCCGUGUGGGCGCGCGCGCUGCGGGCGCUGCCCCAGGCCGCGCGGCGAGACGGGGGAGGCUUGGCGAUACUGGCUCCUCACUAUAGGAAAUACAUCCAAAGCGCCACAGGCUGGAACCCAAUCUUGGAGUCGUGCGGACUACUAGCAGAAGCGUUAGACCCGGCGAGGACGCCCUACGCACUCACCACACCCCUAACCCUAAGCUGCGUCUGCGCCCUAAUAGAGAAGGCGUCUCUCCUCGUCAACACCCCUGAGGCCACCUCCAACGAGCGCCAGUGGUACAAAUUCCUCAAAACCCUCGCUAGAGCUCUCAAAACCACCACUCUAACGGUCGCUAAACCCGUCACACCACUACUACCAAACAAACUACUAUUCCAUUUGAAACAACUAGAAUCUAGGACCACUAUAGAAAUUCUACAGAGAGGAAAAAGCGCUGAAUUUGCUGAUUUGUCUAAAGCUGAUGUGACGGAGCAGUUGUUAAAACAUCUCUGCUGAUGGUUCAUUUUAUCGUGCGUCAUAGUUAGCACGUUGAAAACACUACAAAGAAAGAUGGAAAGCGCAUAAUUAAGCCACCGGAAAACAAUUUACUAUUCCAUCACGGAAUUCCAGUCCCGGAACAAAUACUAAAACAUCUAUGCUGGUGAUGGUUACGUUUUAUCAUGCGUCAUAGUAAACACGUUGAAAACACUGUGUCAUGGGAGUAACGAUGAAAAUCGCGUCACAUCGCGAACAGCAAACAAGAUACCAUUCAAUUUGAACUACCGGAGUCUAGGUCUCUAGGACGAAUAUAGAGGUCCUACAGGUAAAUAGUGCUGAUAAUAGGUGUUAGCGUGCGUCACAUUUAGCGCGCUCGUCAUCUAUAAUAAAUAAAAGACUAAGUCAUGUACGCAAAAAGAUAAGUAAUGUACUGAAAAUAGUAGCAUCUCUUGUAAGCCCACGAAAAAUAGGCGAACUUACGAAAAUAAGAAAUGGGUGUGAAAGUAUCUUAAUUUUAUUAUUAUUGCAACACAAAAUAUUCUAGGAAGUAUUCGGUUUUAAAUAACAGACAAUGGUCAACAUCUUAGACGAUAAAGCGUCAUAUGUAGCUGAAAUCAUUGCUUUACUUGCGAGCAAUGUUGAGUGUAAGAGUUCAACAGCAGUAAUUAUUUUAUGCGUCAUUUGUAGCUGGCAACUAUUUGCGUCAUAUUUAGCCAGUAAUUCAUAACCUUGACAAAUAUCGGUCACGCUCGGUAAAGUGUCAAAAAUAUAUCAUAAAAGGUUACACAUUAUCACGACUGUACUGAUAUUGAAAAAAAAAACAUACCUUCGCAUCGUCUUACAUUUGACUAUCAUAAAGCCCCAUUAAGACUUGCAUGCAAUAUUCGAUACAUUGCUAACUACAGAGUACAAUAUCGCAAUGCAAUGAAAAUCCCAAGUUCUAGAACCGUCUAAAGCUGCGUCUUACGUAAGCGAACAACUCGCGAACGCGAAGCGGCGCGGCGCGGCGGGCCCACGGCGCUCGCGUUCGCAACGAGAUCGCCCACGUAGGACACUUCUAUAGGUAUCAAAGGAUUGAUUCACCACGCGCCGCAUCGCUUCGCUUCGCAUUCGCGUGUUAUUUUUUUUUAUUUUUUCAGCGACAUUGAUGCCGCGAUGUUUUCUUACAUUUAACACUACUUAGGGUCGGUUGCACCAAACUGUUUGUCAUCGUUAAAGAGUUCGCUAAAUUUUAUUCUAUGAAAGUUUUAUAGUAAACCGCCGCGGCGCGCCCGGUGACGUUGAUCAGUCUGUCAAGUGUGGAUGGUGCAACUGGCACUAAGUUGACAAUAUGUGGGUGUUAUGCUGUGACAACGAUCUCGAUUAUUUUUCUUAACAAAGUAGCCGCGGGGUUUUGAAUUGUCAAAAUGCCAACCUUUGUGAAAUUAUUGCGCCUUGAAGAACAAACAAAACAAAAGUGUUGAAAUUACAGAUCUUUCCAUACUGAUCAAUAGACGUGUAUGUCAGUUUUCAGAAGGGAAUGCAAACCGGUUUUUAUUUAUAUGAAAUUUCGGUUAUUAACCGGUUUUCCCAUACAAUUAAAAACCGGUUUCCAGUCCCUAGUUUUCACUACGAUAUCUUAUGUGACACAAUGGUUGGGAAUAUUUUUCUUACAGAUGCGUCAUUUCUAACUGAUAAAUGCCUUACAAUGCAAUUCAGUAAAUUUUUGACAAAUAGUUUGUACACAUUUAAUUUUCUAUUUUGUUAAAAAGACAAUAACGAAUAACAACAAGAUAUUUUGUGUAUGAUAUCUAUUUCAGUUUAUAACCACAAGAAAUGUGAAGUUUUCAAUCAAAAGGUACCACAUUGUCGGUUGUCGAUAUGGUUGAUUUAUAAUUGAAGCUAUAUGGAAAUAGCGCCUUACUACGACAAUAAGUACCCUUUUGGUUGAUAAUGUCACAAAUAGUUGAUACACCGAUAAACAUGUAUACACAAAUGUUGAUAACCCAGACAAUACUUAUACGAUUUAAACUUUCACGAUUUUUACUCAUUAUUAUUCACAACGACGGGAC